Dracunculus medinensis (Guinea worm) is the source of this 360-nucleotide messenger RNA. NCBI's taxonomy places the organism in Eukaryota, Metazoa, Nematoda, Chromadorea, Rhabditida, Dracunculidae. The record is from the annotation of a GenBank genome assembly.
AUGGAAAAUCUGUAUUUGAAAGAUUCACCUCUAAAUUCUGUGUCGAAAAUAAUGCAGAAGUUCAUAUUAAAUGAGGCAUAUGUGGUUAAUUUUGCAUUGUAUCCGAUGCCAAAUUUCGCCGAUGCAUUCAUUCGAGAAAAGUUCGACCAACUCAUUAAAGAACUCGAGAUGAUACCGAAAUAUGGUAUAGGACCCGAAGGAACGAAUUUAUGGAUUCGAGAAUUCUCUGAUGUGAUUAUCAUCUUUCAUUUACUCGAUUCUCAAAUACCUCAAAUUUGGAUGAGUUCUCGCUUUCGAUAUCGAUGCAUAAAUUAUUUAUUUAUUAUUUUCGAUAUUUAUCGAAUGAAGGUCAUUCAUUAA